Molecule: messenger RNA, 1127 nt
Organism: Acanthisitta chloris (rifleman)
Lineage: Eukaryota; Metazoa; Chordata; Aves; Passeriformes; Acanthisittidae
Gene: TMEM177
Product: transmembrane protein 177
Exons: 1
Coding region: 10-945 (311 amino acids)
Source: RefSeq, a predicted model, not a curated record
GAUUUGACCAUGGCAGUGCAGUUCCUGCGGAAGGCAUCUGUGUGGUUAAAGAAGCACAAGAUCACUUUGUUGGCCGUUUCUUGCGUGGGACUGUUUGGCACUAACGUUUCCUAUCAUGUGUUUCCUGAGCAGACAUUCAAACUGUUGCACGAGUGCUGGUCAGAGGGGCAGCCAGCUGAGCUUUCACAGAGGCUCUGUGGUGUGUUUCAGGAUGUCCUUCAAGAUACUAAUGUGAAGUCCACUGACUCCUACAGAGCCUUUGCAGCUUCUGGCUUCCAUCCUGUGAGUGCUGGAAUUCCCUGGCUGCCUGCAGGCUCUUUGGUGGGCAUCCCACCUAACUUUGAUGGCACAGCUGAGGAUAAAACAGGAAUAGUCAAGCACGUUAUUGUGAUUGAUGGCAAGGAAGUAGACUGGGAGAGCAAUGAAGGUGUUGCAUUGAAGGAAGCGCUCACAUUUUCACUUGAAGCUCAGAAGUUUGUCCUUGCCAGAGAAGUUGUGUAUUUGCAGAACGGCAGCCCUUUAGCAAGUGCAGUUGUGGCUCCAACUUGCUUAGCUGGUACAUUUUUCAGUGGGAGAGCUGUGAAGCUACUUCUGGGUUUAUCUGCUGGCCCCGUGGUACUUCGCAGCGUUUGUAACAUCGUAACUGCUGCGGGUGGGCUGCUGUUCUAUUACGUGUCCUACGAUGCUAUGACCCAUCACCUGGACUGCAAGGCUGACAGAAAGGCUGCAAUGCUUUCCAAAGACUAUGCCAGAGGUGGGAUUGAAUUUUAUGAUAAAAUCUUGGCCCGCAACAGGAUUUUCCGUGGUUUGAUGGGCAAAAAAGGGGCAAAAAUGUAUGCCCCGAGUGGUAACCUUUUCCCAAGGUACUGGUUCAGAGUAAAGUAUACCCCAUACACUUACCGGAGAGACUUGAUUGUUAAUAUUUUAAGAAAGCUCCAGGCAUAGGACAAGAGUGCUUGAAUUUUAAACUUGUGAAUUAUGCAUUUUGGAACACUGCUGGGUUUUUUUAAUUUUAUUUUUUUUUAAACUUCUGUAUCGUCAUUAGAAUUUCGGGGUUUAUUUUUGCAUAUAGUUUGGAAGGAGUUAUUGCACAUUCCCUGAAUAAAGAAUUCUCUUAAAAUAUUAAA